This is a messenger RNA of Spathaspora passalidarum NRRL Y-27907, 2980 nucleotides long. RefSeq names its product Mnn23p (gene MNN23). The transcript has a single exon. Gene Ontology annotation, cellular component: Golgi apparatus. Gene Ontology annotation, molecular function: alpha-1,2-mannosyltransferase activity. Gene Ontology annotation, biological process: mannan biosynthetic process. The record is from RefSeq and is a predicted model, not a curated record. Lineage: Eukaryota; Fungi; Ascomycota; Pichiomycetes; Serinales; Debaryomycetaceae. The coding region runs from base 68 to 1876 and encodes 602 amino acids.
GUUCGAUUCUUCUUUUACUCGCCAUACGUCAGAAGAGAUCACAAGAUACAAGCUGUCUAAGCAUAGCAUGUCCAAAGCAUCACUACAAAGAAUGCCAAGAAGUAUAUCACGACUUGUCAUUAUACUAAUCUUUAUUGCAUUUUUCAUUUUUUACCCUUCAUAUAAUGUCACCAGCACAUCCCAAUCUCCGGCCAGUUGGAGUUUAGUCAACGAUGACACGGCAGAAAAGGAACAAUUGCAGCAAGAAAUGCAACUACUGAAACUUUUGCAAGAUGAGGUUGAUGUUGAAAUGGAGCAAAUUUCAACAAACGUCAAUGAAGAAGACGACGAAGCUUCAGAAAUAACCUCGUCUGCUCAUGCGUUUUGGAAAAGAAUAUUCAAUAUCUUUGAUCAGAAUAAGAUUGUGAUCUCGGGUGAUAUAAGUCAAGCUAUUGUAUACACCGAAAAGGAUCGCCAGAAGCAAGGUGCUGCCACUAGAGAGGCCUUGCUUUCUCGUGCUAGCAUACACCUUGCGGUAAUGGAGGAGCUUAUUGAGAAACAUAGUAGUAUAUCCAAACAAUUGCCUUCAAAAAUUGCCCAAUCUACAUACAAGAAGAAUUCCAAGGGUGUUGUUCUUAUUGGGGGCACCAAGUUUUCCUGGCUUUCAUACUUGGCUAUAGUUGCCCUUCGAGAAACUGGAUCAAAACUUCCGGUCGAAUUAAUCAUGCCCACCAAAAAUGAUUUCGAGCGAGAAACUGAAUUGUGUACUAAAUUGUUACCUCCUUUACAAGCAACUUGUGUGGUUGUUCCUGAUGUCUUGGGUAAAGCAGUUAUGAAGGAACAUGCUUUUUCCAAAUAUCAAUUCAAAGCCCUCGCAUUAAUGGUUUCCUCGUUUGAACACAUACUUAUGUUGGAUUCCGAUAAUAUAAUUGUAUCCAAUCCAGAUCCAAUCUUUGAAAGCAAAUUGUAUCAAUAUUAUGGUAUGAUUACCUGGCCUGAUUACUGGAAACGAACCAUUUCUCCUAAAUUUUAUGAAAUUGCUGAACUUGAAGUUAAUCAACAAAAAAGAGUUAGAUAUGGAAGAUUCCCCUUGUACACUCCUCCUAACGUAAAAUCCAACUUGAUGAAUGCUGAAGAAGAGCAAGUUCCUUAUCAUGACUUGGAAGGAGCCAUUGCUGAUUUAUCCACCGAAUCGGGACAAUUGAUUAUUAACAAGAGAAACCACGGAAAAACAUUACUUCUUGCGCUUUUCUAUAAUAUUUACGGUCCUGAUUUGUUUUAUAAACUAUUCGCCUUGGGUGAACAAGGGGAAGGUGAUAAAGACACGUUUGUCGCUGCUGCUUUAGUCUCGGGACAACCAUAUUAUCAAUUGAAGUCAUUCAUCAAAACUUUUGGGUACCUUGAUGAUGAUAACAAUUUCCAAGGUGUAGCGAUGGGUCAAAAGAAUCCAAUUGUUGAUUAUCAAUUAUUCCAAGAUCUAAUUGUCAAGCCAUUUUCUGAGGAUGAAAUCCGAGAUUUAUCCAUCCAGGAUCAAAUCGCCAGGCUUGAAAAACUCGAAAACGAACAGUUUCAUAACAAUAACGACAAUCCAUUAUUUACUAUCCACUGUAAUUAUCCAAAGCUUGAUCCAUUGCAGUAUAUGGAACGUGAUGAUCUAUAUGAUAAAUCCAAUAAGAAGCUUAAACAUAGGCUAUAUGGUGGGUUAACAUAUCAAAAAUACAUCACGAAUAAAGACGGGAAUAGAGUAAUGGCUACAGUUGAUUUUGAAUAUGAACAAUGGACACAUAUGCAAGAUAUCUUGUGUAUUCAAAAACUUGAUUUUGUUCAUUUCAAAGACGCCAACAUGGAAGAGUUGUGUGAAUUGAUCAAGAAUCAAGUUGAAGUGUUGGCAUUGUAAGGCUUGGGCUCUUUUUUUUAUAGAGAUAUAAUAUUAUAACAAGCAGUCAUUCUAUUAUAACAAUACACUCUACUUUGUAUCUAAAACUUGUUGAACUGAAUCAACAACUGAAUCUUCAAGAGAGAUAAAGUCAAAUCCAACAAGGGCUUUAGUUCUUGAAUUGUCAUACUUGUGAGAACCCUUGAGUUGUUCUUCACUCUUCUUCAAGUCACCUCUUGGAAUAGGCAACUCGGGGAAAUGUCUGUUGAUAUAAUAAGCAAUCUGUUCAUUACUAGCAAGACUGGUAAUCAUCAAUAAUCUCUUAUUAAUAGCUUCAUCCUUUUCAAAAGCAAUAAGGUGUGCCCGAGCGACAUCUCUAACAUCAACGAAUCUACCAGCAAACACUGGGAUAUUAUCGGUAGGUUUUAACUUCAAAACCUUGUUGACAACCUCAGCCGACAAGUUUAAUUGGUUCUUAUCCUUGAUGGCAUAAGCCUGAGGACCAAAGACGAACAGGGGAUUAACGAAUGAGAUAGCAAACUUUGGCUUCUCAUUCUCUACGAAUUCAACCGCGGCCAAUUCAGCAAACUUCUUCGAUCCAUAGUAUCCAUUCCUAGCAUUGAGUAAACUUUCUUUGUAUUUGAUUGGAUUCCAACUAUCUUCAUCAUAAACCUUAUCCUUUUCGAAAUAUUCAUCAAACCCAAAAACAGCACCCAAGGAAGAAGUGAUGACAACUCGACCAACUUGAGGAGCAUAGGUUUUGAUUGCGGUAAGGGCAUUCUUGGUUCCUUGGAUGGCAGGGAGGAUGAUAUCCCGUUCGAUAUCAUCAGCUUGGAAUGUCACUGGGGAGGCAGUAUGAAUAAAUACAGUAACAUCGGGGUGUUUCUUGAGUGCGUCGUCGAAUGCACCUGGUGCACUGAUAUCACUAACUACUUCAUAGGAAAACUUGUUCGAUUGGGUUAAUUCUUUAAGGUACUCUCCCUUGUUGGCAGACCUAACUGAUCCAACGACAGUAUGUCCCUGUUCAAGAAGUUGCUUAACUAUGUGUUGAGCAAUAUAUCCGUUAGCACCGGAAACGAAAAUAGUAGUUGUGGAAGUCAUUUAAUUAAUUGAUUAAUGAUAAUU